Fragaria vesca subsp. vesca is the source of this 1037-nucleotide messenger RNA. Its product is annotated as ras-related protein RHN1-like. Gene Ontology annotation, molecular function: GTP binding; GTPase activity. The transcript is spliced from 7 exons. Bases 166 to 771 code for a protein of 201 amino acids. The record is from RefSeq and is a predicted model, not a curated record. NCBI's taxonomy places the organism in Eukaryota, Viridiplantae, Streptophyta, Magnoliopsida, Rosales, Rosaceae.
AACUACCAGUCAACUGCUGGGGUUGGAGUGCCUUCUUGGUGGACCAUAUAAUUUCUAUGCAAAAGCACACACAAGUCCUUGGUUUGUCAAUUUCAUCAAACAAGUUCAUCUCUUUAACUCUGUAAAGCUCUUUCCUUUCUGCAAGUUUGAUCAAAGCAAGUGAGAAUGGCCCGACCUGGAAACAAGAUCAUACAAGCCAAAUUGGUGCUUCUAGGAGACAUGGGAACUGGGAAAACAAGUUUGGUACUAAGAUUUGUCAAAGGCCAGUUUUUUGAUCACCAGGAACCAACCAUAGGAGCAGCCUUUUUCACUCAGAUUCUAUCUUUAAGUGAAGCCACUGUUAAAUUUGAUAUUUGGGACACAGCAGGACAAGAACGAUACCAUAGCUUGGCUCCUAUGUACUAUCGCGGUGCAGCAGCAGCUGUAGUUGUAUAUGACAUCUCAAGCACGGAUACAUUCACUCGAGCUAAAAAAUGGGUUCAAGAAUUGCAAAGGCAAGGGAAUUUAAAUUUGGUGAUGGCAUUGGUUGCAAACAAGUCUGACUUGGAGGCAAAAAGGGAGGUGGACAAUGAGGAAGGGGAGCAAUUUGCACAAGAUAAUGGGAUGUUUUACAUGGAAACUUCAGCCAAAACCUCACAGAAUAUUAAUGAACUUUUCCACGAAAUAGCAAAGAGAUUAGCAAGAGCUUCCCCAGCAAAGCCUAUUGGAAUGACUCUAAACAAUGAAACACGAGAUAGAAGAAGAAAAUCAUUUUGUUGCUUGGUGGGGUGACUAUCUUUUCUUACAUAUAUUUGGGCAAGUGUUUAUCGAAGGAUCCGUUUUUGCCUCUUGGUGAUUCAGCUGGAGGUUGGUUUCUUAUAAGUGUAACAUCGUCAGAUGGAGUCUCAACAAACUGCUCACAGGUUCAAAGAUGUUAUAACUUAAAAUUGUUCAAAUUUAAAGAACAGAUUUUCCUUUUUGUAUAUGAGUGCUGAUAACGUUACGUCAUGCAACUUUAAUCUGUAUAUAUAUAUAUUCUUACAGAUCUUACAUAAUAU